This is a messenger RNA of Spirodela intermedia, 1011 nucleotides long. NCBI's taxonomy places the organism in Eukaryota, Viridiplantae, Streptophyta, Magnoliopsida, Alismatales, Araceae. The record is from the annotation of a GenBank genome assembly.
AUGUCUCAAAUCCCUUCGCUCCGUCCUCGGUCCGUGAGAAACUCAAACAUGGUCUGGUGCCAACAAUGCUGCCGCUGGGUCAGGAUCGCCGCCUCCCCGGUUCUCCUCACCCUCUGCCUCCGCUGCAAUGGCGUCAUCCUUCUGGGGGGCCACGACCUCACGAGCCUCAUCGCCACCGUCCGCAUGGCCUCCGACGUUGACCUCCACCCCCUUGGAGUUCCCAACUUCUGGGAGAUGGACCUCCGAUAUGCCGGCAGCAGGACUGUGGAGCCAUACUUCCCCUCACCCGCCUUCCUUGAUCUCCUGGCAGACACUAUUCCACCCAUCCCACCCUCCCUCCAGCCAUGGGACUACUACAUGGGGCCGGGGAGCAACGAGCAGAUCGAGGAGCCGACUCAGAACGACAGAGCUGGGAGGGGGAUGAACGAGCUCAUCGAGGAAAUGACUCUGAACGACAGAUCAGGGCCGGCGCCGGCGCCGGCCUCGGCCAUCGACGCCCUACCGACGGUAAUCAUCGAGCAAGCUCACCUAGCGGACGGCUCCCAGUGCCCCGUCUGUAAGGAGGAGUUCGAGGUCGGCGAGGCGGCCCGCGAGUUGCCCUGCAAGCACGCCUACCACUCCGACUGCAUCGUCCCGUGGCUGCGGCUGCACAACUCCUGUCCUGUCUGCAGGAAUACGCUACCCGGCGAUUCCCAUGCAAGGGAGAACCCGGAGACCGCAAAUGAAGGCCCAGACGACGGCCAACCAGCUGGUAAUGGCUUCCUCACCCUCCUCCCUCUGAUUCUCUCCCUCGUCGCCUUGUUACUAUCAACACUCCGUGUGAACUGUAAGAAUCUCUGGAAAUCAUUGACUCUCCCCAGGCCUCGUCGUCUCCUCCAACUGGGACCUGCUCUUUCCGCCGUCUCCGACAAGUAUUCUCGACGCAUUGGCCGCUCGUUUCAGCAGGCGGAGGCCAAUACACGGCUUUCCCUUACCCGCCUCCCACGCUACCCCGGAAAGAUUUUCCCAUGA